This is a messenger RNA of Populus trichocarpa (black cottonwood), 1338 nucleotides long. Its product is annotated as adenylate kinase 1, chloroplastic. Gene Ontology annotation, biological process: nucleobase-containing compound metabolic process. Bases 130 to 993 code for a protein of 287 amino acids. The transcript is spliced from 4 exons. The record is from RefSeq and is a predicted model, not a curated record. Gene Ontology annotation, molecular function: ATP binding; AMP kinase activity. Gene Ontology annotation, cellular component: mitochondrion; cytoplasm. Lineage: Eukaryota; Viridiplantae; Streptophyta; Magnoliopsida; Malpighiales; Salicaceae.
GUCUCUCCCCUCACUGAGGACACAAAAGCCUUAACCUCCCAUCACCUCACCAAAUAAGCAGCCUCCUGCUUUCCACACGCCAUCUCUUCUCUUUCUAUUUCCAACCGAAAAAAAAACCCUGAUCUAUCCAUGGCUGCUCUUUCAAGAAUCCCUAAAACCUCAAUAAAAUCACUUUCUUCUUGUAUAUCUCGAAGUUUUUCUAUAACUACGUUGAAUUCCGAGAUUGACCUCAAAGUACCUUCUUUUCUUUCUCACAACUCUCUACCUCUCCGUCAGGAACCUAAGGAAGGGAAUAUCCAGUGGGUUUUUCUUGGUUGUCCUGGUGUAGGUAAAGGUACCUAUGCGUCGCGUCUUUCCAAUUUUCUCGGUGUUCCUCACAUCGCCACCGGUGAUCUGGUUCGCGAGGAGGUCAAUUCCUCGGGCCCACUUGCCUCCCAGCUUAAGGAGACUGUGAAUCAAGGGAAAUUAGUUUCUGAUGAGAUCAUUAUAAGCUUACUGUCAAAACGUCUUCAAGCUGGAGAAGCUAAGGGUGAAUCUGGUUUCAUUCUUGAUGGUUUCCCUCGAACUAUUAGACAAGCGGAAAUACUAGAGGGAGUAACAGACAUUGACUUGGUGGUGAACCUCAAGCUUCGAGAAGAAGCGCUGCUUGCAAAAUGCCUUGGGAGAAGGAUUUGCGUUGAGUGUGGAAGAAAUUACAACAUUGCUUGCAUUGACAUCAAGGGUGAGAACGGGAAUCCUGGAAUUUAUAUGGAUCCACUUCCUGCUCCUCCACAAUGUGCACCAAAGCUUAUCCAACGAGCUGAUGACACUGAAGAAGUUGUUAAGGAGCGACUACGUAUUUAUUAUGAAAAGAGUCAACCUGUUGAGGAGUUCUACCGCAGUCGUGGGAAGUUGUUGGAGUUUGAUCUUCCUGGAGGAAUUCCAGAAUCCUGGCCAAAGCUGCUGGAAGCUCUGAAUCUUGACCACGAGGAUAAAUGCUCUGCAGCAGCAUGAACUCCCAUAGUUCUGCAACAUAUUCUCAAGUUAGGUCAUUCUUUGCAUGUGGGAGACUACAUGCAUAGUAUUUAGAAAAAAGGAGGUUAACAAUUAUAUCAAAUAAAAAAGCCUAAACCAUUACCAUAAUUUUAUUGUUUGGGGAGCAAGGAGGCCAUUCAAUGGACAUGGUUAACGAUAUGAUUUGUUGUUAGAUGCAUUUGGCUUGUAGUGAUUAAAUGGACAGAUGUCAGUGCCAUUCAAUUUUGCUAUAACAAUUGGUUUUGAAAUUCGUUUUAAUGGUUCUUUGAACAGAAGCAGCAAACAAUAGUGGAAACCGAAUAAACUGCUUUAUUUGACCCAAAA